GUUGUAUCCUACUCUCGCGCACACUGCCAUGGAUUUUUUGAAUAAUGGCCCUGGAAGUCUCUUCGCCCAACUUGCUGGUGGCGGCGUCCUGCCGGGCAUGCCCAGCAGCAGGCGUGCAAACCCGAGACAAUUCGAUGAAUAUCUGAAGGCAUACAGCGUUGCGAUGCUGCCUGGCAGACCUAGAGACAAUGUUUCUUACGGUGGAAAGAUCAUCAUGCCUCCAUCUGCUCUGGCGAGGUUAACUCGCCUUGACCUACAAGACCCGUGGAUGUUCCAGCUACGCAAUCCAGCGAACCCGGCGGCGUCUACCCACGCUGGUGUACUGGAGUUCAUCGCCGAGGAGGGUGUGGUUCACCUGCCAUAUUGGAUGAUGAAGACCCUGAGGCUAAACGAGGGCGAUCCCAUCCGCAUCACUGGUACCGAGCUGCCGAAGGGCAAGUUCGUCAAGCUGCAAGCGCAGACCGUACACUUCCUCGAGAUCUCGGAUCCCAAGGCUGUCCUCGAGCAAGCCCUCCGCAACUUCACUGCCCUUACGCAAGGCGACAUCAUCGAGAUUUCCUACAAUUCCAUAGUUUUCGGCCUACUCGUCAUGGAAGCCGUCCCGGGAGGCGAAGGUAUCAGCGUCCUGGACACCGAUCUCGAGGUCGACUUUGCGCCCCCAGUAGGCUAUGUCGAGCCCGAGAGGCCGAAGGCGCCCCCUCCUCCGACGAUGGCGUCCAAGCUCAAGAUCGACCUAAACUCGGCCUCGCCUGGUUCGUCGCGUCCCGGAUCAUCCUUAAGCGGCGGCUUCGCGGGUACCUCGACUGGGCAGACAACCUUGAGCAAGGAGGGCGACCAGUGGGAGAGUUUCAAGGGCCGUGGCGAGACGUUGGGCGGUAGGAAGACGAAAGGCAAGGGCAUCUCCCAUCGCAAGGUCGAGGCGGUCCCUGAAGGGAGCAAGAUCAUCAAGACCGACAACCGCAAGAUCGUCUCCAAUGAAACUUUGGAAUCCGGGACGCGCGUACCUGGUCCCCUCAACUUGCCUUUCGGCCAGCUCUUCUUCGGAUUCAACGUGCCUCCCUAUCAACCGCCUAACGCGCCUGCAUCGCCUGGUUCUCCUGGUGCACCAUCUGGUGUUCAAUCCUUCUCCGGUUCCGGCGCUACACUCAGCGGGAGGCCUGCUCCCGGAUCCUCUGCCUCAACCUCUGCGAAGGGCAAGGAAAAGGAAAAAGAGAACACGGAAUCCACUGCGCACCAAUGGGGAAGCUCGGGACACACGCUUGGUCGGAGUGUCCCGCGCGAGCUUCCGCGCGAAUCUGGCCCCGUAGGCGCGGGCGGUGCUCGUGCACCUCGAGCCCCGGUGCGUAACCAGAGCGCGAAGCAGAAGCAGAAGGAGCGGAGCCCGACUCCAGACUGGGGUGUCGAUGACGAUGAGGAUGUGAUCAUGUACGACAGCGACUAAUCGUGCAGUCAGUCGGUAUGGCCAGCGCUUUUGAAAGCUGCACAAUCCGAAUGCGCUCAUCAUACGGUACAUCCUCGCAUUGUACACAAUACUUAUCAUGUAACAUUACGGCCAAGAGACGUUUCUAGACAUGAACGACUGGUUUGCUACAAGUACACUUUGUUUCGUUUCGACUGCAACAAGGAUAAAAGGGAAGGUGAUGCU
Schizophyllum commune H4-8 is the source of this 1645-nucleotide messenger RNA. Its product is annotated as UFD1-domain-containing protein. Lineage: Eukaryota; Fungi; Basidiomycota; Agaricomycetes; Agaricales; Schizophyllaceae. The transcript has 7 exons. Gene Ontology annotation, cellular component: VCP-NPL4-UFD1 AAA ATPase complex. Bases 29 to 1441 code for a protein of 470 amino acids. Gene Ontology annotation, molecular function: polyubiquitin modification-dependent protein binding. The record is from RefSeq and is a predicted model, not a curated record.